Molecule: messenger RNA, 2417 nt
Organism: Raphanus sativus (radish)
Lineage: Eukaryota; Viridiplantae; Streptophyta; Magnoliopsida; Brassicales; Brassicaceae
Product: TNF receptor-associated factor homolog 1b-like
Exons: 8
Coding region: 1070-2302 (410 amino acids)
Molecular function (GO): protein binding
Source: RefSeq, a predicted model, not a curated record
AAACUGAUUUAACUCAUCUAUUAGUUGCUUACAGUCGCUGAUAAAAGCGACAUUCUCAUACCGCAAGCUUCUGAUUUGCUGGACUGCAAUUAACAUUGCUAUUGCCUCUGCUUCUAUGGGUGUAUUCGUUGGCAUGAUAGAAGAGGACCCUCUUAUCUUUUGGAUGCCUUCUUUACUGUGUAAGGACCAUCCUAUUCCUGCUAGCUCUUGGUUACUCUUCCACUAAGCAUCAACUAAGCAAUAUAAAUUUGUUAAUGGCGGGAGUACGUCAUGAAUGUUUUCCGUUUGAUUCCUCGGUGCUCCAGUACUCCGUUCUUGUGAGCUUUCGGUGUCCAUUGCUUCAUUCAAACACUGAUUCUACCUUAUUGCUGCGUGAAUAACUCUGAGUAUGUGAUCCCUCUUGUGAUGGAACAAAAUGUUAUUUCUCAUUUUCCAGAUGUUCCAUCCUGCAAAAAAAAUCAGAGCUUCUCUUUUAUCCUGCUUAGCACCAACCAACAGAUUAUUAAUAUUCUCAAUCAGAUUAUUUGAGGUGCUAGCUGCGACAUGAAGAAGGAAAGAUAAAUUUACUUUUUAAUUUAUUUGUAAUAAGAUUGGAUAUUUUUUUAAAAAAAGGUUUCCUAAAUCAUUUGUUUUGUAUGUUUAUUGAAGGAAAUUUUUAAAUUGGGUAAUCAAAUAUCCUCGGAAUCAUUUUCAUAUUUUCUUUCACUACUAGUGGUUUAAUAUUUCCCAUAAAAGAUCUCUGAAGAUCACAAUCGUAUUCGAAAUUUAAAGAGUAUUUACUCCAGGUUAUUCGUUAUUAAUCGCUUAGAAACGAUUCUAGCUUCUCUUUGCUCUUUCUUGAAGGUUUGUUUCCCUCUCGUCUCUCUUCUCUUUCGUUCUGUUGGUACAGACGAUUCAACUAAAUGAUUAGGUCGUGUUUUUUUUUUCUUACAUUUUAGAUUGUUUUAAGGUUUAUUGUUUUUUUCUUGGUGUUGAUAAUCACCUUUAAUUAGCAGAAUUUGGAGAUAAUAAUUCGGUUGCUUAACCUUAACGUUUGUAGUUUGAAGGAAAGAAAAACAAUUCCAGGGAGAUGACUGAGGUUACUAGUAAAGAGUCUGGAGCAAACCCCUCUGAAUUAUAUGGGACAUAUACAUGGAAGAUUGAGAAAUUUUUAAAAAUAAGUAAGCCAGAGAUCCGUAGCAAUGUUUUUGAAGUUGGUGGCCGCCAAUGGUUUAUUUUAGUUUAUCCAAACGGCUGUGAAGUUCGAACCCAUCUCUCUUUGUUUCUCUGUGUUGAAAACCGUGAUAAACUUCUUCCAGGUUGGAGUAAUUUUACUCAGUUUACUAUAUCUCUGGUCAAUAAAGAUCCAAAGAAAUCAAAGCUUUCAGAUACGUUGCACGAGUUUUGGAAGAAAGAGCAUGAUUGGGGAUGGAAAAAGUAUGUGGAGUUACCUAAGUUAUAUGACGGUUUCAUUGAUGAGUACGGCUCUCUUACAAUAAUGGCUCAAGUCCAAGUCAUUAGAGACAGCGUGGACCGACCUUUUCCCUGCCUUGAUGUUCACUAUAGGAGGGAACUUGUUACGGUUUAUUUCAAAAUGGUGGAGUCUAUUUUCUUGGGAUUUAUGAAAGAGAAAAAAAGCAAGUUGAUGGAGGACAAGACGAGAUGGGCAAGCUUAUGUGCCUUUUGGUUAGAGAUGGACCAAAAAUCAAGGCGAGAGAUGUCUCGAGAGAAAAUGGAAGUGAUUCUAAAACUAGUUGUGAAACAUUUCUUCAUCAAGAAGGAAGUUACAUCCUCUUUGGUGAUGGAUUUCUUGUUUCAUGGGUUAAACUCUCUCGUAUGGAAUACCAACAACGAGAAAACAAUACAUACAGUUUCAAAACAAAUGGGGAAACUCCUUCAGGAUGAUUUGGAUUCUACAAUAUUGAAGGCUAUUGAAGAAGAACCAAAGGAAGAGAGAGCAACUGAUGUCAAAAACUUGCCAGCUCCAAUUGUUAGUGUGGACAAAGAUGUGUUUGUUUUCGUUGAUGAUGCAAUGUUACUCAUGGAGAAAGCUGUUGAUCUUGAGCCGUUGCCUGAUGAAAGGGAUCCACAAAACCGUAUGGAGGUUAGUAACGACGGAGGGGGUGAGGAUGAGAAGCUAUUAACUGAGCUUGCUAGACGCACGUUGGAGGUAUUUAUUUUUGAUCAUAUCUUAUGCACCAAAGUUGAAGGUGCAUAUAAAGAAGCUAUUGCAUUGAAAAUGCAAGAAGAGCUUAUUCGUGAAGAGGAAGAAAAUCUGAACCAGAGAAGAGUGAAGUCAACUAAAAAGUUAGUGAAGAAUUAAAGAAAGUUAUCGUAUUGUUGGAAACGCAAAGUCAUUUAAAUUUCUUUUAGUGUUUGAUUACUAUGCCUUGUUAAACAUUUUUUAUGGUUUUGAGUUUCAGAUAAUUUCUCAACAA